AUGUCGAACGGUCGCUCUACCUCCCCUAUCACCGUCCCCGAGUCGGAGAAUCGCCCCCGUCGUGGCUCCGUUGCCUCCGGCCUCCCCUUCACGGACCUGUUCUCCAAGCAGAACAACUUUCCGUCCGGCCACCAGACAGGCAACAUCCAAACCAACCAGCCGCGCCGGCUGUCCAUCACCACCCUGGGCCUGUCAGGCUCGCCCACCCAGACCUCCACGUUUGGUAGCCGGGCUUUCCGCCAAGGCAGCCUGUCCAGCUCGUGGGGGUCGGCCCCGAACAAUGAAGAUGCCGUUGCGGAGGAUAUAGAGGGCUCGCCGGGGGCCACCCCCAGCUCUCCCCUCGCCCGACGAGUCUCAUUUGGUGCCCAGGCCCUGCGUGAGGCCCGGGCCGGAAGCAUAGGCAAUGGUAGAUACCCACCCCCCAGUUCAUCCCUGGCAGGGGCACGCCGUCCGCCGUCGUCCGCGGCGCCCGGCGACUCCUCCGCCCCGGGCAACAGCCCCCCCUCCCGAUCUCCCGCUGCUUCUGCAAGUUCUUCAGCUACUCCUCUGGAUGAGAGAUCUAACGCAUCGCGCCGCCCAGGCGAAGGCUUCAACUGGACCGAGGCGCUCCGUCACCGGGCCGAGCGCGCCCCGUCCAUCGGUGGACCCCCGCAGAGUCCCGUCCGCCAGGCCGGUCACCAGCGUGCCGCGUCGAUUGCCUCGAUGGAGCAGCCCGUCCGGGAAAUCCCUAAGCAGCCCAAACAGAACAAGCCCGAUUUCUUCCAGGAGAAGAUCCUGCGCGGUGACUUCAUGGACUAG
Penicillium canariense is the source of this 798-nucleotide messenger RNA. RefSeq lists its product as uncharacterized. Bases 1 to 798 code for a protein of 265 amino acids. The transcript has a single exon. The record is from RefSeq and is a predicted model, not a curated record. Lineage: Eukaryota; Fungi; Ascomycota; Eurotiomycetes; Eurotiales; Aspergillaceae.